Molecule: messenger RNA, 2343 nt
Organism: Homo sapiens (human)
Lineage: Eukaryota; Metazoa; Chordata; Mammalia; Primates; Hominidae
Gene: FZD9
Product: frizzled class receptor 9
Exons: 1
Coding region: 231-2006 (591 amino acids)
Biological process (GO): negative regulation of skeletal muscle acetylcholine-gated channel clustering; positive regulation of bone mineralization; cell surface receptor signaling pathway
Cellular component (GO): filopodium membrane; plasma membrane; perinuclear region of cytoplasm
Molecular function (GO): Wnt receptor activity; transmembrane signaling receptor activity
Source: RefSeq, marked reviewed
GGCUCUGGCUCAGCGGCGGCUCCGGUGGCAGCGGCGGUGGCGGCUAGGCGGGCUCGGCGGCUCCUGUCCCUCGGGCGGCUGCCCGCUCGCUGCCCAGGGCGCCCGGACACACGUGGGCGGCUCAGCGAUGGCCCGCGCCCCGCGACGUGGCGGGCAGGCACCGGGGCGCGGGACCGCUGAGCCCGAGUGAGCCGGGGCCGCGCUCCCGCCUUCGGCCCGGGCCUCCCGGGAUGGCCGUGGCGCCUCUGCGGGGGGCGCUGCUGCUGUGGCAGCUGCUGGCGGCGGGCGGCGCGGCACUGGAGAUCGGCCGCUUCGACCCGGAGCGCGGGCGCGGGGCUGCGCCGUGCCAGGCGGUGGAGAUCCCCAUGUGCCGCGGCAUCGGCUACAACCUGACCCGCAUGCCCAACCUGCUGGGCCACACGUCGCAGGGCGAGGCGGCUGCCGAGCUAGCGGAGUUCGCGCCGCUGGUGCAGUACGGCUGCCACAGCCACCUGCGCUUCUUCCUGUGCUCGCUCUACGCGCCCAUGUGCACCGACCAGGUCUCGACGCCCAUUCCCGCCUGCCGGCCCAUGUGCGAGCAGGCGCGCCUGCGCUGCGCGCCCAUCAUGGAGCAGUUCAACUUCGGCUGGCCGGACUCGCUCGACUGCGCCCGGCUGCCCACGCGCAACGACCCGCACGCGCUGUGCAUGGAGGCGCCCGAGAACGCCACGGCCGGCCCCGCGGAGCCCCACAAGGGCCUGGGCAUGCUGCCCGUGGCGCCGCGGCCCGCGCGCCCUCCCGGAGACCUGGGCCCGGGCGCGGGCGGCAGUGGCACCUGCGAGAACCCCGAGAAGUUCCAGUACGUGGAGAAGAGCCGCUCGUGCGCACCGCGCUGCGGGCCCGGCGUCGAGGUGUUCUGGUCCCGGCGCGACAAGGACUUCGCGCUGGUCUGGAUGGCCGUGUGGUCGGCGCUGUGCUUCUUCUCCACCGCCUUCACUGUGCUCACCUUCUUGCUGGAGCCCCACCGCUUCCAGUACCCCGAGCGCCCCAUCAUCUUCCUCUCCAUGUGCUACAACGUCUACUCGCUGGCCUUCCUGAUCCGUGCGGUGGCCGGAGCGCAGAGCGUGGCCUGUGACCAGGAGGCGGGCGCGCUCUACGUGAUCCAGGAGGGCCUGGAGAACACGGGCUGCACGCUGGUCUUCCUACUGCUCUACUACUUCGGCAUGGCCAGCUCGCUCUGGUGGGUGGUCCUGACGCUCACCUGGUUCCUGGCUGCCGGGAAGAAAUGGGGCCACGAGGCCAUCGAGGCCCACGGCAGCUAUUUCCACAUGGCUGCCUGGGGCCUGCCCGCGCUCAAGACCAUCGUCAUCCUGACCCUGCGCAAGGUGGCGGGUGAUGAGCUGACUGGGCUUUGCUACGUGGCCAGCACGGAUGCAGCAGCGCUCACGGGCUUCGUGCUGGUGCCCCUCUCUGGCUACCUGGUGCUGGGCAGUAGUUUCCUCCUGACCGGCUUCGUGGCCCUCUUCCACAUCCGCAAGAUCAUGAAGACGGGCGGCACCAACACAGAGAAGCUGGAGAAGCUCAUGGUCAAGAUCGGGGUCUUCUCCAUCCUCUACACGGUGCCCGCCACCUGCGUCAUCGUUUGCUAUGUCUACGAACGCCUCAACAUGGACUUCUGGCGCCUUCGGGCCACAGAGCAGCCAUGCGCAGCGGCCGCGGGGCCCGGAGGCCGGAGGGACUGCUCGCUGCCAGGGGGCUCGGUGCCCACCGUGGCGGUCUUCAUGCUCAAAAUUUUCAUGUCACUGGUGGUGGGGAUCACCAGCGGCGUCUGGGUGUGGAGCUCCAAGACUUUCCAGACCUGGCAGAGCCUGUGCUACCGCAAGAUAGCAGCUGGCCGGGCCCGGGCCAAGGCCUGCCGCGCCCCCGGGAGCUACGGACGUGGCACGCACUGCCACUAUAAGGCUCCCACCGUGGUCUUGCACAUGACUAAGACGGACCCCUCUUUGGAGAACCCCACACACCUCUAGCCACACAGGCCUGGCGCGGGGUGGCUGCUGCCCCCUCCUUGCCCUCCACGCCCUGCCCCCUGCAUCCCCUAGAGACAGCUGACUAGCAGCUGCCCAGCUGUCAAGGUCAGGCAAGUGAGCACCGGGGACUGAGGAUCAGGGCGGGACCCCGUGAGGCUCAUUAGGGGAGAUGGGGGUCUCCCCUAAUGCGGGGGCUGGACCAGGCUGAGUCCCCACAGGGUCCUAGUGGAGGAUGUGGAGGGGCGGGGCAGAGGGGUCCAGCCGGAGUUUAUUUAAUGAUGUAAUUUAUUGUUGCGUUCCUCUGGAAGCUGUGACUGGAAUAAACCCCCGCGUGGCA